AUGAAGUCUACUAGAAUAACAAAGGUUUUAACAAAGAAGCUACAUAGUAAUUUUUCACUGUCUUUACAGUACGGAGAAGAGUGCAGGAGUAAAACAUACCCUCCUUCAGGACCAACGUUCAAAGGGAAUAUACCCACAUAUGUCAUAAAUCUUGAUUUACCUCCCAGCAGAAGAUGGGAUGACUUGAUGCACGACAAAAAGACAGAGCUGAAGACUGUGGUCCAGAAUAUUAAAGAUAUAGCAAACACCUUCUUCCCCAGUGGCAAAAUUGUUGACAUAGUGGAUAACAAAAUAGCUCAUCUGACAGCCACGCUUCCUUAUCCUUUCAAUGAAGAACUCCAAGGGAUUGCAAAUACAUCUGGGAUUCCUUUGGGAGAAAUUGUUAUUUUUAACAUCUUUUAUGAAAUUUUUACUGUAUGUACCUCGAUAGUGGCGGAAGAUAAAACAGGGAAGCUGUACCAUGCCAGAAACUUGGAUUUUGGACUCUUUCUGGGGUGGGAUGUUAAAAAUAAUUCCUGGACUAUAACUCGGGAACUGAAGCCUUUGGUUGUCAACUUGGACUUCCGGAGAAACAACAAAACAGUAUUCAGAUCUACAAAUUUUGCAGGAUACAUAGGCAUGGUGUCUGGAGUCAAACCAGACUUGUUCACUUUGACAAUGAAUGAGCGUUUCAGUCUUGAUGGUGGUUAUAUUGGAAUCUUUGAAUGGUUUCUUGGUAGAAGAGAUGGGAUGUGGAUGGGCUUUCUUACAAGAACAGUAUUAGAGAAUGCUACAAGUUACCAGGAUGCAAAAGACAAACUGGCAAAAACAAGACUGCUGGCUCCAGCUUACUUUAUACUGGGUGGAAAAAAUUCUGGAGAAGGAUGUGUAAUAACUCGUUCCAGGACAGCUGCUCUGGAUAUCUGGGACCUCGACAUCAAGAAAGGCACGUGGUACGUGCUAGAAACAAACUAUGAUCGCUGGAAGCCUCCACUAAUCUUGGAUAAUCGUAGAGCACCUGCAAUGAAGUGCCUGAAUCAGACAAUGCAAGAGAACAUCUCCUUACCAACAAUUUAUGAUGUUCUCUCCACAAAGCCUGUCCUCAAUAAGCUGACUGUGUGCACAACGCUGAUGGAGGUGGAUAAUGGUCAUACAGAGACGUACCUGCGGGAAUGCCCAGAUCCCUGUAGUCCUUGGUAGUCCUGUACCAUGUUGGAAGCUGCUUGUCUGAAUUGGACAUCCUCCAAGAAAAAAUACUUCUGGAAAAAAUUUUUCAGCCUAACUCCUUUCUUUAGAAAUCUAAUGGCUAUAUAGAAAUGUCAAUGAGCUUCUAACAACGGAGGAUCCUGUCUCACACUGGACUUUCUUGCUUUCUGAUCAGCAGUUCUGCUGACGAGAAAUGUAUACUAAUGUAUGUCUGGUUUGAUUUCAGCCACUUCUGCCACAUGAUUUUCAGCAGUUAGCUCUAGAUCU
This is a messenger RNA of Antrostomus carolinensis (chuck-will's-widow), 1452 nucleotides long. RefSeq names its product N-acylsphingosine amidohydrolase 1 (gene ASAH1). The coding region runs from base 1 to 1179 and encodes 392 amino acids. Gene Ontology annotation, molecular function: N-acylsphingosine amidohydrolase activity; fatty acid amide hydrolase activity. The record is from RefSeq and is a predicted model, not a curated record. Gene Ontology annotation, cellular component: lysosome. The transcript has 14 exons. NCBI's taxonomy places the organism in Eukaryota, Metazoa, Chordata, Aves, Caprimulgiformes, Caprimulgidae. Gene Ontology annotation, biological process: fatty acid metabolic process.